GUAGUCUUGUGCAAGUCUUGUAUGUGUAGUGCAAGAAAAAUUUGUUUAUUUAUAAUUUCCUACAAUUUAAACAAGUUAAAAUGAGGUGGAGUGAAGCAAUUACUCUAGAGUUCGUGAAAAUAUACAUAAAACACGAAUGCCUGUGGAACCCCGCGCACACUGGUUAUAAAUUAAAAUAUCAACGAGAAGAAGCUUAUAGCAGUAUUCAAUCAGAUUUUAAAGCGGCCACAGGUAAAUCAUUAAGUAUUCCCGAGAUAAAAAUAAAGAUAAAGAAUUUAAGAACAACCUACUGUCAGCAAGUGCAGAAAAUCUUGCAGAAGUCGAGUCCUGAUGCCAUAUACGAGCCAUCUUUAGUUUGGUUUCAUGAGAUGGAUCAAUGUUUGAAACACGUACCAACUAACAGACAUUCUACGUCCUAUACCAAUAGCCAUGAAAUUCCAGAGGUUGACUCUUCCUGCCAAUUGUGGGUGGAUCAGGAUCUGCCAAAUGAGAAUACUGAAGAUUCCAACCCAGACCCCCUUGUGCCACAUACUGAUGAUGAAUACGACUCCAACCAACUCGAAGACACAGAAAAUAUUAAAAAAGAAAGGCGCAUAUCACCACCUUUUAAGAAAAUUAAAAAGAAAAAACUUAAGCAUAGAGCUAACAAUUACUAUUCAGAGUCUGUGGACAGUACAAAUCAGCCAAAGGAGGAUGAAUUUGAUAUUUAUGGUAAAUACAUAGCAUCACAAUUGAGGAAGAUGGAUGAAAGAAAUUCUUUGAAACUGAAACUGCAGAUUCACAGUCUCAUCAGUGAGGCUAGGAUGUCUGAUUUAUCAAGAAAUAACUAAUUCAUUCAAAUUAUAACAGACUUUAAAUUUAACUGUGCACACUAGAUAGAUUUGUGUAGAUGUGCAUUGUAAUAUACAGAUCCAUAUAAGACACGGCAUACAACUUGCGUGUCAUGUUGGUACGACUCCAAUAGAUUAGAAUGAAUAUGUGAUUUGUAAUCUACACAGAUCGGAAAGUGCUAAAAGCCAUAACAUAAGCUCCUAUGUUUUUCAUUCUUUAGUAUUAGUAGAAAGCUAUUUUAGAAAAAGUGCAAUGAACAGAUCUCUAUUCUCUUUCAUUAGAACUUGUAUUUUUAAGUGUUAUUUUUCUUAAUUUUCUAAGCAAUGAUAAAGUUAUCUUUUG
This is a messenger RNA of Cydia splendana, 1173 nucleotides long. RefSeq lists its product as uncharacterized. Bases 81 to 830 code for a protein of 249 amino acids. The transcript has 2 exons. NCBI's taxonomy places the organism in Eukaryota, Metazoa, Arthropoda, Insecta, Lepidoptera, Tortricidae. The record is from RefSeq and is a predicted model, not a curated record.